AUGCGCGUCUUGUCAUUCCUCUUCGUUGCCGCGUCCGCCGCCGCCGCCGCCGCCGCCGUCCCCAUUCCCGACACGACGUGCUCGCCCGUACGCGUUCUCCUCGACUCGGCCGCCGCCGUCUUCGGACUACAGCACAGCCUCUGCGUCCCACCACAGGAGGAACACCACGCGUACCAGGACCCGGGGUAUUAUCCCGACGGUGUCGAUCUCGACGAGCUCAACUUUGGCGACUUUGAGCCCCUCCCAGACUUCCAUGAGUAUGCGCAGAUUGUUUAG
Cutaneotrichosporon cavernicola is the source of this 276-nucleotide messenger RNA. RefSeq lists its product as uncharacterized. The transcript has 2 exons. Lineage: Eukaryota; Fungi; Basidiomycota; Tremellomycetes; Trichosporonales; Trichosporonaceae. The coding region runs from base 1 to 276 and encodes 91 amino acids. The record is from RefSeq and is a predicted model, not a curated record.